Molecule: messenger RNA, 2943 nt
Organism: Adelges cooleyi (spruce gall adelgid)
Lineage: Eukaryota; Metazoa; Arthropoda; Insecta; Hemiptera; Adelgidae
Product: MTOR-associated protein MEAK7-like
Exons: 1
Coding region: 504-1724 (406 amino acids)
Source: RefSeq, a predicted model, not a curated record
CGUUAUCAGCAUUAAAAGUACUAACGAUUUAAAAAGGUGCCCGCUAAACUAAAUUUGUACCACUACUAUAAAGUUAUUACUUAUAAGUAUAAGUACUUAUAAGUUAUAACUUUAUAGUAGUAGUCACUCAACUAAGGUGAUAAGUGAUAACAGAAUAAACUGAGGACUAAUGUGUUGAUAUUUGAUAAGCUGCAAGCAGACUGCAGCAUUUUUAAAUUUUGGGAUAAAUAUUGAUUUUUGUUGACGUUUGGCUUUGAUUAGACGUAAUUUUUUGUUAAUAGUUAAUACCAUUGUUAUUUUAAUAAUAAUCGUUACUUUUUUGUUACCUAAUGUGUUAAAAGGCAGUUACAAUAAAAAUAUUAUUUGUGUAUUGCUCAAUUGUUGCACAACACUUUAAACAAGAGAAUGAAGUUAUCAAAACGAAUUUCAUUUUUAUAAUGCAUACAAUUAUCGUUAAUUAGUUGCAUGAUCCAUAAAGUAAGUUAAAAAAAUUCAAAUUUUAAAUGGGUGCCAAAGGAAGUAAGGGUCCACGUUUGCCAAAGUUGCAUACUGAAGAAUGUGAUGCUAUUGAUCAUUUAAUGAACUUCAACGACCAUGUUCAUGUGGAUUAUUUAAUGAGUAAAUGGAAACCUUUAUUGACUGAUAACAUGACACAACAUAUUAAACAUUGGUUUGUUUCAAACAAACUAGAUAGAUCAGAUAUUAUACAUAUAUAUCAAUCUUUUGCGCUAAAUGAAAUUUACCAAGAAAAUUAUCAUGGCCUAAUUAAGAAAAUAUUUUCAAAGUCAAAUGUUCGACAGUAUACAAUUGAUUUGAUUGAAACAUUAAUAAUUUGUUUAAAAUCUACUGAUGAGUAUGCACAUUGGAUACGGAUUAAUGCAAAAGCAAGAGCAAUACCACAAUUAAGUUUACAAUUUUCUAAUGAAUCUUUGUCUUCAAGCUUAGAUACUUGGUUGCAAAAUGAAACAUACUACGGUUUAAUGCAUAGAAUAUUAAUCACUACACUUUAUGGUGUACCAAAGAAUCAUAAUUUGUUCCCGGCUGUGAUAAUAAAUAAAAAAUUCAAUAGAUCAUUUAAAACUAUAUUAGAUUUUGGAUGGAUAAUGUUUAUUGUUAAACAUUUACCAGUAGAUUGUCAAAAAAGUUGGCGUUUAUUAUAUUCAUCUUGUUCACAUGGAGAAAGUUUUCAAGCAUUAAGCACAGCAAUAGUUGAUCAGGGAUGCACAAUUUUUAUUGUAAAAGAUACUGAUGGUAAUAUUUUUGGUGGUUAUGCUUCACAACCAUGGUUCUUGAAACCAACAUUUUAUGGAGAUUCUGCAUGUUUUUUAUUUACAUUAUUUCCAAAUUUCAAUUGCUGUGUAGCAAGUGGGCAUAACGACCAUUUUAUGUACAUGAAUAAUGGUCAAUAUACCCUACCUAAUGGUAUAGGUAUGGGGGGACAGAUGAAUUAUUGGGGUCUAUGGCUGGAUUCUGAAUAUGGAAAAGGCCAGUGCAAUGUCUCAUGCUCAACAUUUACAGAUUAUUCAAUGCCAACAAGAGAAAAAGAUUUUCGCAUUGCGUCUCUAGAAGUGUGGUGUGUAAAAGAAAAGAUAAAUGAUGAAAGCGAUGAAGAAGAAAGAAAGGUACCCACAAAUACAGAUAAGUGGGACAUGAAAUUAUUAGAAAUGGCCGGUAGACCAAAAUAUACUGAUAAUCUUAAAGACGAUGAAGAAAAUCCAUACUAAUAAUACAUUUAAUUAAACUUAAUACUUAUUGAAAAUUAAUUAAUGCUUUUCUUUAUUAAAAUGUAUUUUGUAGACUAAAACUAUAAUUAAUUUAUAAACACAUCCUCAGUUGUUUUUAUUUAAAAAAAAAAAUUUCAAUGUACGCUUUUAUUUAAAUUUUACUAUAUUAAAGUAAAAAACCAAAACUGGGUUAGUUUUUAAGCAUAAAAUAGUAUCCUACUCUAGGUUAUUAGCUUUGAUAUAAAGUCAGUAAGGUAUCCAUUUAAGUUCAAACUCUUACCUUAAAAAUAUACUUAUGUAGUGUCCAUUAGUGUUUUGCACAAAUAACAAUUUUUAUUUAAGAGUUAUUGUACCCACCCCACAACUCUUCAGGUCUUUAACUUGUUUGAUUAAUUUAAUCUCUAUUCUAUAAAGCCUGUGUUGAACGAGAAAUACCUACUAGUGUUAGAAAUACAAAAUUAUAUUAUUAAAACACUAUAAUCCUACAUUUCAAAGAUUGAAAUUCAAAAUGUUUAAAUGAGUAAAAAUAUAGUUUUUAGAGAUCUUUAAAGUCUUCUUUGUUUAUGACUGUAGUGAAAAUAUAUUAAAUUAUAUAUUUAUUAUUCAAAGAGCUACUACUGAUGAUUAUCUUUUUUCAUAUAAUAGUACAUAGUUUUAAAACUAUAAAAUAAAAAGCCAUUACAGCAGGGUUGGAGCGUGGGAGGUUACAGGUCUACAUGGAUUAAUACAACUGAAAGUUUAAAUCACUUUAAAUUAACAGCUUUGAUGCAAAUCUGUAAUGGUAAAUAAACAAAUACCUAUUAAUAAAUGCAUUAUACCUAACAACAAUAAUGUGCUUAAAAAUAUAUUAAUACAAAGCAUGUCUAUAAUAAUUUAUUGUCAUAGUUAACUAACCUAACCUAACCCGUAUUUAAAAAAAAAAAAAUUGGAUCGUAGUAAUUUUAUGUUGAAUAAAUAUGUACAUGGGCCAUUUUCUAGAUUUUGAAGGGAAUAGGGUAAAUUUUUGUCUACUAAAGUACCUUAUAGGUACGAUUUCUAAUCUAUAGAGUUACUACAUGAAGAAAUGUAUUCAGCAGUUUAAAAGAUAUUGUUGUUCCAAAAACAAAAAAAAACACAUCAUUGUAAAUCUCAGCUUUGCAUUAAAGAUAAUACGUGUCAAAUUUUUACAUAUUAUAAGUUUCCUUCGCCAAAUUAAGGACUAAACGUGAUCUUAUUUAUA